Exophiala xenobiotica is the source of this 1297-nucleotide messenger RNA. RefSeq lists its product as uncharacterized. Lineage: Eukaryota; Fungi; Ascomycota; Eurotiomycetes; Chaetothyriales; Herpotrichiellaceae. The record is from RefSeq and is a predicted model, not a curated record. The coding region runs from base 160 to 969 and encodes 269 amino acids. The transcript has a single exon.
CGACAUCACAACACGAACCCCGUGGAACCUGCUUUGGCCCCAAGUACAAAGAGCCUCGAGACCCUCGUAAAUCCUCGUUUCUUCCUCGACUAUCGAAACACGCGAGCCUCGUUUGACCACCCAUCUACGACCCCCCCAAUACGUGCCCCCUUAUCAACCAUGGCAUUCGGCGGUGCUCUCCUCCGUUUCGGCCAGACUGGCCUGCGUCUCCUCGAGUUCGCCUGCGCUGCUAUCGUCCUUGGUAUCUACAGCUACUUCCUCUCUGUUUUGGCCGACAAGAACAUCCACAUUCCAGCAUGGGAGAAGGCCGUUGAGGGCAUGUCGGGCGCCGCCUGCUUGUACCUCAUCUUCUGCGUCCUCCUGACGCUCUUCCUGGGCGGCAUCAGAUUCUUCGCUUUCAUCGCCAUCGUCCUCGACAUUUGCUUCGUCGGAUGCUUUGCAGCCAUCGCGUACUACACCCGCCAUGGCGCCAACGCAUGCAAAGGCGUCGUCAACACUCCCCUCGGCACGGGCCUCAGCGGCGAGGCCGCUCCUGGAGCUGGAGACUGGGGCUAUGUGUGCAGCUUGAACACGGCCUGCUUCGCCGUGUCUAUUGUCAACAUCUUCCUCUUUCUCGUCACCGCCGCUGUCCAGUUCCUUCUCGCCCGCCACCACCAGAAGGAGAAGCGCUACGGCCCAAGCCCAUCCAACAACUACACCAGCGGAACCGGUCGUCGUCCAUUCUGGAAGCGCAACCGCGGGGCUGCCCGGGGCACUCGUGACGCUGAGAUGGCGACUACUGCCACUGCGCCAGGUCACCAUGGCACGACUGUUAGACCCAGUCACGAAACCGGCAUGACAGGCUCCACCAUGAACAACGCCGGUCAUGCUCCUUACGCCUCGGAGCCCAAGUACGGUCAGCCCGGCUACGGCCACAAUAACGGCAUUGCACCUGCACACCACAAUGUGACCAGUGGCACCAACUAUUAAACAAUCAACACGCAAAUCUAUUUAAUCAACCACCACCGCACGAUGACACGUGGGCCAAUAACGUCGUCGUCUGUACCAGAUUGUAUCAUCACCAGCAGGGAGUUUGUGAGGGAUGAGGAGAAAUGAACAGAAUGGCAUAUUUUGAGAAAUAUAUCAUUCAUGUUUUGUAACAACAGAUGGCACAGUUCUGGGAGCGCUUGGCGCUUUACUGAGCAGCGCCUUGACAGGAGUAUACGAUGUUCAUGAUAGAACUAUACCCGCACAGAGUCUCAUUAGCUUAUUAGCACCUUAAUAAUGAUCUGAGAAUCCAAAAUCUAUUUUAUAACGG